Cololabis saira (Pacific saury) is the source of this 2257-nucleotide messenger RNA. RefSeq names its product RAB5C, member RAS oncogene family (gene rab5c). Lineage: Eukaryota; Metazoa; Chordata; Actinopteri; Beloniformes; Belonidae. Gene Ontology annotation, molecular function: GTPase activity; GTP binding. The record is from RefSeq and is a predicted model, not a curated record. The transcript is spliced from 6 exons. The coding region runs from base 250 to 906 and encodes 218 amino acids.
UAACCGGAAGUGGAGGCCGGAGCUGCAGGAGAAGAAGAAGACGCCGCUGCUGAUGACACCAGCGAAGGAAAAGUAAUCUCCCACUGGUGAGGCCGCUGCUUCUUCCAGCACAUCGACCCGCUCGAGCUGAAGUUGACCCCAUCUGACCCAGCUUCACCGGUCUUCUCCACUAAACCCAAGCCCUAAAGUCGACCACACGCCCUCUUCCCCCUGCACCGUCUUCGUUCCCACAGUUUUAAACACUGCAGCAUGGCAGGGCGAGGCGGACCAGCACGGACCAACGGCACUGCUGCAAGCAACAAGAUCUGUCAGUUUAAGCUGGUGCUGUUAGGGGAGUCGGCCGUGGGCAAGUCCAGCCUGGUGCUGCGCUUCGUCAAAGGCCAGUUCCACGAGUACCAAGAGAGUACCAUCGGAGCUGCCUUCCUCACACAGACGGUAUGUUUGGAUGAUACAACGGUCAAGUUCGAGAUCUGGGACACUGCAGGGCAAGAACGGUAUCACAGCUUGGCCCCCAUGUACUACAGAGGAGCCCAGGCUGCCAUCGUGGUCUUUGAUAUCACCAACACAGAUACAUUCACUCGUGCAAAGAACUGGGUAAAGGAGCUCCAGCGACAAGCCAGCCCCAACAUCGUUAUCGCACUGGCAGGAAACAAAGCAGACUUGGCCAACAAGAGAGCUAUAGAUUUUCAGGAAGCACAAACAUAUGCAGAUGAUAACAGUUUGCUCUUCAUGGAGACUUCAGCCAAGACCGCUAUGAAUGUCAAUGAGAUUUUUAUGGCCAUAGCCAAGAAGCUUCCGAAGAGCGAGCCGCAGGGCGGGACGGGCACCAGCGGGCGAGCCAGAGGCGGCGUGGACCUGCAGGAAACCGCGCCGCAGGGCAGAAGCAGCCAGUGCUGUGGGAACUAAUCAAUCAGCUGAUCCAACCAGCCCACAGCUCCAAUCCAGCGGACCAGAUAUCAGCCAGCUGUCAAAACCACAUCCCAUUGGUCAAAAUCAACCCGUGACCGGACCAGCCCGCCCCAUCAGCACCAACUUACUGUUUGGCAGACAAGUCCACUGGCCAGUAAGCUGCGAGACCCCACUGAUGGUUGCAACUGGUGGAUCAAGCAACCGACAGACCAACGAAUCAAUCAAAUUACGCGCAAUUACAGAAUCAAGUUUGAAUCCCCGGACCUGCCAACCCACGACCUCUCUUCUGAUGAUGGACACUUGACGUCACCUUGGAGGGGGGCAAAAUAUAUCCUGUUCAUGGAAGGGGGUGGGGGGAGAAAAAGAUUAGUCAUUACCAGUGGCACUUAAUAACGCCUUCUUGUUCAUUUUUCUGUGUUUGUGUAGAGGAAAAUAAAUGAAUACAACAGAGAGGAGUAUAAACAGGCUCGCUGGCCCUGUCCUUUCUCUGCGCCUCCUCGCUUUCCAAAUACACCAGAAAUGUUUCCAUCAGGGUCACGUGACGCUUGAUUUACGGUGCCUGCAGCAUCCUUCACUUUUCUGUCUUGUUCCUGGUCAACUACCUGAAUACAAUGAGGUUUGUUUUUGUUUUGUUUUCCCCCCAGGAGAGCAGGACCAGACACAUUUCUUCCUCGAUGGUGAUCUGUAGAUUGAUUGAUUGAUUUUCAUUAACACUUAUCUCGCUAUUAUUGCUUUUGACACAGACUGGUCAGUAAUGGUUUUAAAACCUGGAGCUCAAAGGUUUUAUGAUCAUCUGUUAUCAAAUCAUAUGCAGUAAAAAAGUACUUUGACAUUGUCACCCACACAUAAUUUUAGCAUUAAUGUAAUGUUUGUAAAAGGGCAAAUGCAUAAAAGAUUUGUCAUCUUGACCAAAAUCACAACUGUAUUGAAAACAUUGUUGUAUUUGGAAAAUACUUUUCAGGUUUAUAAUCAAUCUGUAGUUAUUGUUGAGAACAAUAUCUUCCCAAUCUUUACACAUUUUGUCAGGCUUAAUUAUCUUGUGAUGUUUCUUUUUCUUAUGUCUUAAUUGUUAUUUUUUUUCCUCUGGAGAUUUAUGGUAUUAAAUGCACUGGUUUUCUCAUCACCUUUGAGAAUUGAGACGCUAUCUUCAGUUUCUUUUCCAUUUCUCCGUCUUUAUUUUUGCAGUUCAGAUCAGGGAGGAAUUGGGUUUCAACAGUUUUGCCGUCCUGUAAUGGCAUCAACACCUAGCACAACAGAACCUGCUGUUUGGUGGGAGAAAAUGACAGGCAAGGUUGGGGUCAAUUGAGAUUGGAAAGUGUAAUUUUACCAAUAAACAAGGGGGAAGGUA